Molecule: messenger RNA, 1224 nt
Organism: Phytophthora nicotianae INRA-310
Lineage: Eukaryota; Oomycota; Peronosporomycetes; Peronosporales; Peronosporaceae
Product: eukaryotic peptide chain release factor subunit 1
Exons: 1
Coding region: 1-1224 (407 amino acids)
Biological process (GO): cytoplasmic translational termination
Cellular component (GO): cytosol; translation release factor complex
Molecular function (GO): sequence-specific mRNA binding; translation release factor activity, codon specific
Source: RefSeq, a predicted model, not a curated record
AUGAUCUCGCUGAUUAUCCCGCCCAAGCAGCAGAUCCCACUCGUAGCGAAGAUGCUUGCGGAUGAAAUGGGUACAGCCUCCAACAUCAAGUCCCGUGUGAACCGCCUGUCGGUGCUGGGAGCCAUCACGUCGACGCAGCAGCGUCUGAAGCUGUACAACAAGUGUCCUCCCAACGGCCUCAUCAUCUACUGCGGCACUAUCAUCACGGACGAGGGCAAGGAGAAGCGCGUGAACAUUGACUUUGAGCCUUUCCGCCCCAUCAACACGUCGCUCUACAUGUGCGACAACAAGUUCCACACGGAAGCUCUGGGCGAGCUGCUGCAGGACCAGGACCGCUUCGGAUUCAUCAUCAUGGACGGUAAUGGUGCGCUGUACGGCGCUGUGUCCGGCAGCAACCGCGAGAUCCUGCACAAGUUCUCGGUGGACCUUCCCAAGAAGCACGGACGUGGUGGUCAAUCUGCGCUGCGUUUCGCUCGUCUGCGUCUCGAGAAACGCCACAAUUACGUGCGUAAAGUGGCCGAAACAGCCACGCAGAUGUUCAUCACGAACGACCAGCCCAACAUCUCGAAUUUAGUGUUGGCUGGUUCGGCCGAUUUUAAGAACGAACUUAACGGCUCCGACCUGUUCGACAAGCGUCUGGCGGCUAUUGUGGUCAAGGUCGUGGAUGUGUCCUACGGUGGCGAGAACGGCUUCAACCAGGCUAUUGAACUGGCUGCCGAGACCCUCGCGAACGUUAAAUUCGUGCAGGAGAAGAAGCUGAUUGUGAGCUACAUGGAGGAGAUCGCCCAAGAUUCGGGUAAGUACUGCUUCGGUGUGAGCGACACGAUGAAAGCGCUAGACUUGGGAGCUGUGGAGACGCUCAUCUUGUGGGAAGAUCUGCCGCAUCACCGCUAUGUGCUGCGUAACGAUACGACAGGCAUAGAGUCGGUCAAGAUUUUGUCGCCGUCGGAGGAGAGCGUGGACUCGAACUUUGUGGACUCUGAGACCGGAGCUAAUCUCGAGACGGUGGAGCGUGUGCCGCUGGUGGAAUGGUUCGCCAACAACUACAAGCAGUUCGGUACGACGCUGGAGUUCGUGACGGCGCGUUCGCAGGAAGGUUCGCAGUUCUGCCAGGGCUUUGGUGGCAUUGGCGGCAUUCUCCGAUGGAAGGUGGACUUCAUGGAGAUGGACUACGACGAGUUCGAUGACGACGACUCGGACUUUGACGAAGACGCGUUCAUGUAG